AUGUCAUCCAGACGCGAGAAUGAUGAACCCGCAGAGCGAAGUGAGCCUCAAAGUCAGCGUUAUGAGGAAGAGGAUGUCAUAGAUGAGUUAUUCAAUAAUGAAAAUGAAGAUGUUGAAGACGAAGAAGGCGAAAAUUUGUUCGGAGAUGAUAUGGAAAGAGACUACCGGGCUCAGCCCGAGCUCGACAUAUACUCCGAGUCUGGAAUGGACGACGCUUCAGACAUAGAUGAAUUAUCUAUAAGUGGACGGCUGGCUGCUGAAAGGGAAAUGGCAGAAAGAGAUCAGCUGCUAGACGAGGAUGCGCUAUUCUAUGAGGAAGGAGAUGAAGAACAGAGGAGACGAAAAAGACGGCGUGCUGUAGCCGAAGAAGGAGCUGGUGAAGGUGAAGAGAUGGUCGAAGAAAUGCCCAUUGAUAUCCUGGAGAAUUUGAGAGGUCGCUCAACGAAGGACCAUGUUUCUGAUGAAGCUGUGGCGAGAGAGAUAGAGAGAAGGUUCAAGAAUUUCCUCCGGGCAUUCAAAGAUCCGGUCACGCGAAAAGCAAAGUAUUUGAAGGCUAUGAGUCAGAUGGCCUCUGAAAACAAGGAGUCUUUAGAAGUCGAUUUCCGGGACCUUGCAGAUGACAGCGGAGAACCGAACAUCUGCUACUUUCUACCGGAAGCUCCCGUUCAGGUACUGAGGAUCUUGGACAAAGCUACGACCGAUGUAGUUUUAACAAUUUAUCCAUACUAUGGUCGCGUCUGCUCGGAAAUAAAGGUUCGCAUAUCCAAUUUACCAGUCGAAGAAGAUAUUCGUAUGCUGCGCCAAAUUCACCUCAACAUGUUCAUUAAAACAAGUGGUGUUGUUACUGUUGCGACAGGGAUCUUACCACAGUUAUCCGUCGUCAAAUACGAUUGCGUCGCUUGCGGAUACAUUCUUGGUCCUUUCAUACAACGCGAAAAUGAGGAAGUGAAACCAACAAUUUGUCCAUCAUGUCAAGGAAGAGGGCCAUUCGAACUUAAUGUUGAGAACACUGUGUACCAUAACUAUCAGCGCAUCACGAUACAGGAAUCUCCUAAUAAAGUAGCUGCUGGUCGCUUGCCCCGCUCAAAGGAUUGCAUAUUGUUGGGAGAUUUAUGUGAUUCCUGCAAGCCUGGCGAUGAAAUUGAAGUAACUGGAGUAUAUUCCAAUAACUUUGAUGGAGCUUUGAAUUAUAAGCAAGGUUUUCCUGUCUUCAACACACUCAUCCACGCAAAUCAUAUUUCGAAUAAGGACAAACUCGCGUGUAGCCAACUUACAGAUGAUGAUGUGAAGGCAAUACGUGAGUUGUCUAAAGAUCCGCACAUUGCUGAACGAAUAUUCGCAUCCAUCGCUCCAUCCAUCUACGGUCAUGAAUACGUGAAACAAGCCAUAGCGCUUGCAUUAUUCCGCGGAGAGUCUAAAAAUCCUGGAGAGAAGCAUAAAUUAAGAGGUGACAUCAACGUUCUUCUAUGUGGGGAUCCAGGAACUGCGAAAUCGCAAUUCCUACGUUUUGCUGCUCACACAGCUCCCCGUGCAGUGCUUACGACUGGACAGGGCGCUUCAGCUGUUGGGCUGACCGCUUACGUACAACGUCAUCCUGUUACUAGAGAAUGGACACUGGAAGCUGGAGCUAUGGUUCUGGCUGAUAAGGGAGUAUGUCUGAUAGAUGAGUUUGAUAAGAUGUCGGAUCAGGACCGUACUUCUAUUCACGAGGCAAUGGAACAGCAGUCGAUUUCUAUAUCGAAAGCUGGGAUCGUGACUUCACUUCAUGCCAGAUGUACAGUUAUUGCAGCUGCCAAUCCUAUCGGAGGGAGGUACAAUCCUUCUCGUACAUUUGCGGAAAACGUGGAUCUUACGGAACCUAUUCUAUCACGUUUUGAUGUGCUUUGUGUCAUCAGAGACACGGUGGACCCGGUCGAAGAUGAGAGGCUUUCGAGAUUUGUUGUCGGAAAUCACAUCAAGUUACAUCCCAACCGUCAAGCUAGUGAGGACGAAACGAGCGAAGAGAGUGGUGUUGAUGCUCGAACUGGAGUGGCUUUGGUGCCUCAGGAUUUACUGAGGAAGUAUAUUAUAUUUGCCAGAGAGAACUGCCAUCCAACUCUUCAACAAAGACACUCUGAGAAGCUCGCUUCAGUUUUUGCUCAAAUGAGGAAGCAGAGUAUGGCCACCGGAUCAGUUGCAAUCACCGUUCGUCAUGUUGAAUCGAUGAUCCGUUUGUCUGAGGCGCAUGCAAAAUUACACUUAAGAGCGUUUGUGAACGACGAGGAUGUGCAAGCUGCGACGCGAAUUAUGCUUGAAAGCUUCAUAAACACGCAGAAGGCUUCCAUAAUGCGUCAAAUGAGAAAGACUUUCUCGAAAUAUCUCACGGCGAACCGCUCUUCUAGCGAGUUGCUCCUGUUCAUACUCAAGCAGCUCGUAAAGGAGCAAAUGCAUUAUGAAGCUGCUAGAGGCAAAGGAAGCAAUGUGGCAUCGGUUGCUAUAGCGGAGUCGGACUUUAUCGACAAGGCCCAGCAAUUCAAGAUUGAAAACGUGAAGGCCUUCUACUCUUCUGAUCUGUUUGCUGCCCAUCACUUCACCUACGAUGAUCAACUUAAACAAAUAACUCAGGCUAUUUUCUAA
This is a messenger RNA of Haemonchus placei, 2616 nucleotides long. Lineage: Eukaryota; Metazoa; Nematoda; Chromadorea; Rhabditida; Trichostrongylidae. The record is from the annotation of a GenBank genome assembly.